AUGAGGUAUCUGCUGCUGCUACCCGCAGCAGCAUUAGCAGCAGCAGCAGCAGCAGCAACAGCAGCAGCUUGGAGACCCUCAGAGACAGGAGGAUUUAAGAAUCUAAAUAACUCCAAACGUCUUGAAUGGGGGCCCCCUGGGGGCCCCCUUGGGGGGCCCCUUGGGGUCCCCGAGGAGGCCCUUGACCGCCUCUACGCCAUGAUGCCUCAAGAUGCAGCAGCAGCAGCAGCAGCAGAUGAGAGACACGAAGACACCGGAAGAGGUGCAGCAGCAGCAGCAGCAGCAGCAGAAGCAGCAGCAGAAGUAGAUAGAUACAAUGACGAGCAGCUGCUGCAGGGCCUCCUUGGCGGCAGAGAGCCUGGGGAAGGAGACGAGUCUGGUAUGCUGCAGCAGCAGCGGCAGAAGCAGCAGCAGCAAGAGCAGCAGCAGCAGCAACAGGAGGAGCAGCAGCAGCAGCAGAAGAGGGAAGCAGCAAUGUUAUUUGCACAGAAGCAAGCAGCAAUUCUUGCUGCAUUGAAGGAAUGGGAAGCAGCAGACAAGGAAGCAACAGCAGCAAGAAGGGAGAAGAAGCAGCAAGAGGAGCAGCAGCAACAGCAGCAGCAGCAGCAGCAGAAGCAGCAGCAGCAGCAGCUAGAGAAUUUGCUGCUAGUUGGCCAACUACACUCAGACAUAGAAGGACUAUCAAGGUCAUCCUUACCCUUCCUCCCUAUACACCACACCAGCAGCAGCAGCAGCAGCAGCAGCAGCAGCAGCAGCAGCACAACAACAACUACUACCACGGCAUCUCCAGCAGCAGCAGGAAGCAAAGGAGCAGCAGAAGAAGAUGAUCCUAGCAGCAAUGCUGCCUCGAUAGCAGCAGCAAAGGCAGCAGCAGCAGCAGGAUUGGAUACAAUUGCUUCUCUUGCUGCAGCAGGAAGGGAGGAGUUGCUGCAGGCAGCAGCAGCAGCAGCAGCAGCAGUUUCUGCUGAGGGAUCAGGACGUCUAGUAGAUGAUCUAUUUAAUAAGUUAGGUCCUCCUGUUGUGCUGCAGCUGGAUACAGCAGCAGCAGCAGCAGAAGCAGCAGAAGCAGCAGCAGCAGCAGGAACAGAAGCAGAAGCAGCAGCAGCUGCUGCUGCAGCAGCAGCAGCAGCAGCCAGCAGCAGCAACGUCCCAUCGCUGCUGCUGCUAGAGUCCCUACGAGACACAGCGCGCAGCAGCAUGCACUUUAGGGUAAGGGCUGUCCCUGAUGCAGCAGCAGCAGUAGCAGCAGGAUCAGCAGCAGCAGCAGCAGCAGCAGCAGCAGGACCCCAUUACUUAAUGAGGAUAGAGAGGGGACAAUUAGCAGCAGCAGAAGAUGAUGCAUUUGCUGCUGCUGAGGAGAGACAGAAACGCAUGCAUGCAGCUAUGCAGCUGCUGCAGCAACCACAGCAACAGCAGCAGCAACAGCAGCAGCAGCAGCACCAGCAAGCAGCAGCACUUGCUGCAGCAAAACGUCAUCUGCUGCUGCCUAUAUGGAUAGGGCAGCUGUCCCUCCCUUCCCCUAUUGUUGCUGCAGCAGCAAAAGAUUUGCUGCUGAAUUGGAUAGAGUUAUACCCUGAUGCUCUGCUGCGGCUGCAGCAGCUGCCGCUGCUGCAGCAGCAAGGCCAAUGGUUUGUUGCGCUGCAGUUGCUGCAGGCAGCAGCAGCAAUGCAUGCAGCAGGUCUACAUAUGAAUGCAUUAGGUCCUGCUGCUCCUUGGAUAAGCAGCAACGGGGAUCUGCUGCUUGAAGGUGUUCAUACACUGCAGCAGCAGCAGCAGCCACAGCAGCAACAACAGCAGCAGCAACAGCAGCAGCAGCAGCAGCAACUAUGCGAAGGAGAAGAACUUAAUAUACUAUGGAGGCCCUACCUACCACCAGAGAUGGCCUUCUGUGUUGCUGCUGUAGGUAAGGAGGAGAAGGAGCAGCUGCUGCAGGAGGAAGCUAUUGUUAAGGGUAAAAAAUAA
Messenger RNA from Eimeria maxima, 1962 nucleotides. RefSeq lists its product as hypothetical. The record is from RefSeq and is a predicted model, not a curated record. NCBI's taxonomy places the organism in Eukaryota, Apicomplexa, Conoidasida, Eucoccidiorida, Eimeriidae. The transcript has 2 exons. The coding region runs from base 1 to 1962 and encodes 653 amino acids.